UGCAAGAAUGGACGGAACCAGCGACUAUACAACCACUAUGCGGGUUGGUGCUGAAUGUGUAGCGCACGUAUAAACCUACACGUGUACACGUAUUAUUUUUGUCCAUUGUGAACGAUUGUAGCUUAUGUGUCUCGCCCACUUCGACAGAUGCAAAUUAAGAUUGGAUUUGACCUACGACUUCACAAGGAACUGCAUACUAUAUACUGCGUCUAGUCUGAGAUACCAUGGCUCCAUUUCAGCGGUCAGCCGUGAUUUACGUAAUCUUUGGCUUCUGUCUCGGUCUCAUGACAUCUACACUAUUUGGUGGAUCGAUCAGUUACUUAGGUGGAUGCAAUCAACCUGUCGUAUCGAAUACGCACAUCGAAUGCAAGUACCCCGACUCCGAAGUGAGGGCGCUAACUGUUGGUGAGAUCGCAAAGCUAGAUUCAAAUCCGAAUCUCCCGCCGAACAACUCAGACUCAAUAAACAGCGUUAAACCCGAGGUCCCCGAACGAAAACCCGAAGAACCUGAGGUUAAACCCGAAGUGUCGGAGCACAAAGCCGAAGUGUCCGAACCCGAGGCGAACGCACGUCGAACACCGAGGAAGAUACUGCUUGACUGCGGAGGCAACGUGGCAUCCACUGUGCUGCUGUUUCGUGAGACGUACCCAGGGGGACAAGAUUAUAUCAUCCAUUCCUUUGAAAUUGAUGAUCGUCUGUCACCGUACUUCAAACCGUACGACAAUCAUCAUUUACACUGUCCCGUCGGCGUUGCAGGCCAAAAUGGAAACUUGACGGCCUAUUCGGAGAUGGUCUGGUCACCCAGUAAAGGUCUUAACCACGGCGCUGACAUGCAGUGGGGCGGCGGUUCGUUGUUCGUGUCAAGUAAAGAAAAGCAAAAUGAAAAAACAGGUGGGUAUCGUCAAUUAUCCUAUCGGAAGACAAUACCAGUCAUUGACCUCUCGCAGUGGAUUGUGGAUAAUUUCUCCAAAGAUGAUUACAUCAUCUUCAAGCUGGACGUUGAGGGCGCCGAAUAUGCAAUUCUGAGGAAGAUGAUUGACAACAACGUGAUGGCUUACAUCGAUAAAUUCUACGGUGAAUAUCACGACUGGCAACCGACGGGCUGGUCCAAGGCUGACAAAGCCCAAAUACGAACGGACAUCAAGAAGGCUGGCUUCAGCAUGAUUGACUGGGUCGGGGAGAGAAGAAAAUACUCGGAUAUCGAAAAGAUGAACCCAAUCAAGGUACCUGCUGGCACCCCUGGCGAGGCUGGAAAGGUUUAUACGAAUUGCGCCAGUGGCUCUGUGACUUUAACAGUCGCUGUGGGCAUGAACUACAAACGUGCGCGGAGAGUGGUAGAGACACUGGCAGCCCACAAGUAUAACGUUCCCAUCACGCUGUUCGUGUACGGAGACUUCGUUCAGAGAAACUCCGAGGCUGUCAAAACCUGGAGCGAGCACUUCAACAUCGGCAUACGGGAGGAUGGGCACAAUCCUCCGGGGCACUUAGAGCUGAUGCCCGGGGCUUGGGUCCGCAUGGGUCUGAUCAGCUCCAUUCUGCGCUUGGAGGAGAUAGGCAUCACAGCGUCUUAUUAUCUACCUACAGUGCAGGGAGAUGCAUCGACGACGAUCCUCGAUGAGGCCAAGAACAGAGGUCUGCGGGUUAUCAAACCGGUGGCGGAGUUUCCUGCUAAACAGGGUACACCUGGGGAAUUAACUUGGGACAACUACUACAAAAAUCGUGAUGUGGAGCGCGUCCCAAAGGCACUACGCAAGAUCCACGAUGCUUUGGCCAAGAACACUGGGGGCGUCCUAACUGUGGACUCGGACCUGCCAGACACGUACAUGAACUCUGUUUUCAUGAUGGACUAUUUAGUUGAGACCUCAGGUUUCAAGUUGGUGGAUUUAAAAGACUGCGUCUCUCAUUCGCGGUAAUCCAAGUUUUAGGAUGGGAGGAUUUUUUAAAGCCAUGUUUAUAGUCUUGUUACAGGACGUUAGUAGUUCGCUCUUUACUCACACUGAUCGAUCCACUGACGUCUUGGGCCAAGACUAGUCCAUCGAUGGCUACAUUCUUGGCAUUGUACAGUACUAACAACCAACUUACUAAGAUUUCUGUGCAUCGCUGGUUAUCAGUAGCCGUCUGUAUAACAAUGCGCAGCAGGGAAUCAAGAACGGCCGAGAGUUUUUUAUGGCGACUCUUGACCAAAGUUGGACUAAAGUUUAGCCCGCAUGCGCACCAUGCGGCACGAAUUAAACACUAGUCAACAAAUGUUCCUGAUCGAACUUCCUCAAAAUGAAUCUUGUGCCGAGUAUGACGUCAGGCCACAGUGCCGCCUUAUUUGAGGAGGGAUACUUUUUCGUGCACAUUGGUUCUCGUUUAAGUAAAUACUGAAGACUGCAGCUCAUAAAAUAACCCCGAAUGUAGACAAUACGCGUGAGCUGGAUCGUGGUCACAACCAGUCUUUUUAUUAAUGUUUUCUGCCUGAUUUUCGUUUUCAUUUUUGCAGAGUUGUAACGAGUCACUGAUUUUUGUGACUAGAGUCGAUUCGAGUCAUUUUAAAGAAGUGACUCGAGUCGGGUCAUUAGGUCAAGAAGGUCGAG
Molecule: messenger RNA, 2579 nt
Organism: Patiria miniata (bat star)
Lineage: Eukaryota; Metazoa; Echinodermata; Asteroidea; Valvatida; Asterinidae
Exons: 8
Coding region: 225-1913 (562 amino acids)
Biological process (GO): carbohydrate metabolic process
Source: RefSeq, a predicted model, not a curated record